AUGACCCUGGCAUACAAUCCGCUGGUUCCGGCAUUUAUGCCUAGUGAGAUGGCGUACGCGUCAAUCCACGAGCCUUAUGUGCAAGCGCUACAGAGGCACCCUAGUUUGGCCACGAGGUCGUCGCCCUUCCCUAGUAGCUCCACUAGAUUGAGACGGUCAAAUGGAUCAUCAAGCGACGAGGAACCAGUUCCCGGUCCGGAUGGCUUCAUCGAAGAAGACCUCAGAGCAGGGGGGCCUCACCUCUGCGAGUCCCCCUGUGACACCCUCAACACCAUACCCCGAAGUCACCGCCACUACGCAUCAGUCACGGGAGACCGCGGCAACAAACUCGUCGAGGAGCUCGACGACAUUUGCCAGAACGCUGGCGUCACGCUCUUGGAAACUCGUUUCUGUGGUCGUCGGUGCGCCUUUGACACCAACACACAACCCGCUCUGACCUUCCUUGUACUGGACAAACGACAGGGUGUGUUGGACAGAGCGUGGAUGCCACUUGCGAAAAGCCUGCACAGGUACCUCCAAAGAAAGGGGCUCGGCGACAUCAAUGUCGAGAUAACGGACCCUCGCUUCGGCCGGCGACCAAGCGUCUUCCCGUGUACGCCAAAUGAUGGCAUCUUCCACGUUUGGGGGGUUGUUGCCGAAGACAUCAUGAGUUCUAUCGACCUAACGGGAAUUUUCACAAUCGGCUGCUUCCGAGUCGGUGAGGGCGUCCAUCCCGAGGGGUGCCCGCCCACCGUGCUAUUUGGAGUUGACCGUAGAGCCCCACGGGAUUGGAAGGUGGUUCGAGAGGCGACCAUAGAAGUACUAGAGCAAUGGGGAUUGACUGCCGUGGCCGUCCUCAUCCGCAAGGACACCAGUACUGACAUCGCUGAUUAUCAACAAAGCCUCACGACAAAUCCUACCAAGCUUUGUACGAAGCAUGCCAACCCAGGGUUCAGUCUUAGCCCCCACGACAACAAAGACGCUCUCGGCACACUUGGCGGAUGGGUUGAACUAAAAAGCCCUCAGACCGGGAACUGGGUGCCGUUCGCCAUAACCUGUUUCCGUUGUGUACUUCCAAGCAUGACCGGUUUCUCUGAGUCUGACCUUCGAGCUGUCGAAGGCUGGAAAUACACCGGCGUCCCUGCGAAAGACGAAACGGCCGAGCGGCUCCUAAAAAUUGACUCCCCGAGCCGGCGCGAUCUGGGUGAUGUGACCAAAGAGCUCGCCAUAUCUAUCAACGAAUUCAAGAACGACCCCACCUACAAGAAGGUCGAGAAUGCCCUGGCCUGCGAUGAUUUUGUGACGCCGUAUGAAAAGGCCGACUGGAAACGGACGGCCGACAACAUCGCAGAUCAUAGUGAGAAACUGCGCGUCAUCUCUGAGUUCAUCCGUGGCAACCACUACAUCCUUGGUUCUGUGUUCGCUUCGUCUGGACUUCAGGAGGUACCAUCCAAGAGAAACCCCAGCGAACUUUCGAUCCGCGACUGGGCCUUGGUAAACGUUGGAGAAGGUCGUCGCCCGGGGGCGAACACCGUCAACAUCGAGCUGCCGAAGAUUUCUCAGCUCAGAGACUUCGUGAUUGACACCCCACCCCUCUAUUCAGCCCUAUACAAAAUCGGCCGGGCCACUGGAUUUACAAAGGCCAAAUACGGAGGUCUGGAAGUGGCCCACAUCGCGGAGAGGGUCGUUGACGGCGAGCUCACUACCGUGAAAACGUGGGAGCAUACCUUCGUCGCGGAGUCUCAGAUCAACCCUGUGGUGAUGAAAGGCGACCCUGGGUCCCUUGUUUUCAACCGAUCUGGUCGCGUGGUUGGGUUGCUGUUUGGGGGUUCCUUCUCUGGAGAUGUUGGGUAUUUCACCCACAUCUUGGACGUCGUCGAGCACAUCAAGUCGUUGACUAAGGCUGUUGAUUUUCGUAUCCGUGGACAGGCGUUUUAG
Messenger RNA from Aspergillus candidus, 1917 nucleotides. RefSeq lists its product as uncharacterized. Bases 1 to 1917 code for a protein of 638 amino acids. The record is from RefSeq and is a predicted model, not a curated record. Lineage: Eukaryota; Fungi; Ascomycota; Eurotiomycetes; Eurotiales; Aspergillaceae. The transcript is spliced from 3 exons.